AUGGCUGCACUGACACAACCCAAGUUACCCUCCGUUCUUCCUUCAAGACCCGCGGUCCAAGAUGCCUCUACUACGCCCGAACAAAUCAAGACCGAAGUCGCAAAGAUAACCGACCCGGGACAAACGCCCAUCUUCAUAUGCGCAUUCGACAAAUGCAACAGACUGUUUCCAUCGCGGGAUAGACUGAUGAUGCACAGAAAGCGAGACCACGAAUCGGAAGAGCAGGGAGAUGUGAUUACAUGGAACGAAUGA
This is a messenger RNA of Stereum hirsutum FP-91666 SS1, 252 nucleotides long. RefSeq lists its product as uncharacterized. The record is from RefSeq and is a predicted model, not a curated record. NCBI's taxonomy places the organism in Eukaryota, Fungi, Basidiomycota, Agaricomycetes, Russulales, Stereaceae. The transcript has 4 exons. Bases 1 to 252 code for a protein of 83 amino acids.